Molecule: messenger RNA, 3174 nt
Organism: Prunus persica (peach)
Lineage: Eukaryota; Viridiplantae; Streptophyta; Magnoliopsida; Rosales; Rosaceae
Product: cation/H(+) antiporter 15
Exons: 2
Coding region: 1032-3140 (702 amino acids)
Biological process (GO): regulation of pH; proton transmembrane transport
Cellular component (GO): endomembrane system; membrane
Molecular function (GO): antiporter activity
Source: RefSeq, a predicted model, not a curated record
AUUCACUUGGAUGAUAAUUUCAACAAUAUAAAAAGGAAAAAAGGAAAUUUAAAAAAAAAAAUUAAGAAGAUGAUGUUACAUUACAUACAUGAUUUCACCGAGGCUGGACGUAAGCCUUCCCCUCCCAAAAUAUUUGGAUGGCUUUUUAUAUUUCAAGCCUCUGGCUUGCUAUAUACGCGUAAAGGCGUAAUAAGUUGCCAGUCAUAUCAUAGUCAACGGCAAAUUUAGACCCACCACGUUGCACUUGAGUUUCUCUUCUCCUUCUGUUUCUCUCUGGUUUUCUUUGAUCAGUUUUUCUUUUUUUUUUUUUUUUUUUUUUUUUUUUUUUUUUUUUGGGGUGUCCCUCUCAUCCUCUCAGAUUGCGUUGAGGGUUGACGUUGGAACGUACGUCCUCCCAGGCUUAGCCUGUGUAAGGCCAGAGAGGCCUGCCUAGCUACAGCCAUGGGUUCCGUCGCUAUGGAACCGGAGGACAUAGCAACCUACGCCGCCACCCAUUCAAUUCCGCUCAAGAAUUUCACCACCAUUUGUACGUCGGUGACCAUGAUACAUUCCAUGGGCUUUUUCUAUCAUAAUAAUCCCCUGCUUUAUUCAGCCCCUCUUCUUCUCAUGCAAUUCUCUCUCGCCACUGGUGUUAUCCUCCUCACCUCUCUCCUCCUCAAGCCUCUCGGCCAACCCAUCAUCGUCGCGCAAGUCUUAGUAAGUACCUCCAUAUCAUUCUAUAUCAUUCAUUAUACACCAUCAUCAAGUUCUUUCCAUUUCCAAAUUCAAUCUCUCAUUGCAACACAAAUAAAGAAAAACAGAGGUUUAGGUUUACAUUGCAUGCAUGCAGCAUAAUGCAAAACUUUAUUGUAUUUUAAAAUAGCAAAAUAAAAACAAAAAAAAUAUAAAAUUUUGUUGAUUGGUUAUGAUUUACCUAACAGGGGGGUAUAAUACUAGGUCCUUCGAUUCUAGGCCGGACUGAUGCAUUUAUCGAUAGUUUUUUUCCUCUCAGAAGUUUUAUACUGCUGGAUGUUAUUUCCUCUUUUGGAUUCAUGUUCUACUUCUUCCUCAUCGGAGUGCAAACCGACCCCUCCAUCGUCAAGAAGAUCGACAGAAAGACAUUUGCCAUUGGGUUUGUGACAGUGGCCAUCCCUUGUCUAUUGACUCAAGGAUGGUCUGCUCUCUUGAAAACCCACGUCAAUUUGGAAACGAACCUCGCCAAUUCACUUCCGGCUGUGGCUCUAGCAGAGUCUAUGCUGACCUUCCCAACCAUCGUUUUCUUUCUGCACGAGCUGAAGAUCAUCAACUCUGACUUCGGGAGGGUGGCAAUGUCUUCUUCCAUUGUGAGCGGCUUGUGCAGCUUCUGUGUGAUGACAAUCUCUAUUGUGGCCAAGAAAUCAUCCGGAAAUGAUACAUACAACGUGCUAUCAGUAGUGGCCACCGGUGCUGUGGUUGCGCUUGUCAUCGUUUUGGUCAUUCGGCCCGUACUCAAAUGGAUGAUGCGGAGGUCGAGCCCAGUGGGACAGCCAAUGAAGGAAAGUCACGUGGUUCAUCUACUUCUUGGGGUCAUGGUGACUGGCCUUUUCAGUCAUGCCACAGGUUUACACACAUACUAUGGACCUUUCAUUCUUGGGUUGACGAUACCAGCAGGGCCACCAGUCGGGUCUGCUCUCGUGGAGAAGCUCGAGCUCAUCAUCUCCUGGGUCUUUAUGCCCAUAUUCUACGCCAAAAAUGGUUUGGUUAUGGAUCUCUGCGCCCUUCGACUCAAGAAUUAUACCAUCUUGCAAUCCACUGCCCUCGUUGGUGCAUUUGGCAAGUUUAUGGGAGCUUUUCUGACUUCACUCUUGUGCACCAAAAUGCCAAUCACGGAUGCUAUCUCGCUUGGCCUUGUCCUGAAUGCCCAAGGCUUUCUCGAGCUUGGCUUGUUUAAAAUGCUCAAGAGUAAUAUGGCGAUAGAUAAUGAAGCAUUUGUUGUCAUGUGUACAUCCAUGAUACUUAUAACAGGGGGUAUCACGCCCAUUAUAAAACGCCUCUACGAUCCUUCAAAGAGGUACAUGGUUUACAAGAGAAGAACAGUGAUGCAUGCCCGACCAAACUCCCAGCUCCCCGUACUCGUCGGCAUACACGACCAAGAAGAUGUUGAACCCACAAUCAACCUCCUUCAGGCUUUAUACCCCACCGAAAGAAGCCCUCUUGCCAUCUAUCUCCUCCAUCUCAUCGAGCUUAUCGGCCGUGCAAACCCUCUGCUCAUCCCCCACAAGCUCACAAGAAGGCCCUCCUCAAAGGCCAGUCCCUCGGAACCAGUUGUCAAUGCCUUUAGAAAGUACGAGCAAAGGAACGAGAGUCUUGUCACAGUUCACCCCUUUACCGCUAUAUCUCCUUGUGCCACAAUGCACGAUGAUGUAUGCACAAUUGCACUUGAUAAAAAGACUUCCCUCAUUAUAGUUCCUUUCUACAAGAGAUUCCAUGCCAGAAAACAGAGGAUGAUCAACAAAAAUGUACUUGAGAAAGCACCUUGCUCUGUUGCAAUCCUUGUUCACCAUGGUGGGCUCUUCGACAGCAGUUUCAACAGCCGUUCAGGGGCAAUGACGUUGACAUGCCAGAACGCGUCUUGCUAUAAUGUUGCUAUUCUCUUCUUGGGCGGAGCUGAUGACCGAGAGGCACUGGCGUUUGGGGCACGAAUGGCUGCCCAUCCAAACAUCAACUUGACCUUAGUUCGGCUUCUUCUAGAUGGAAGCAUAACAAAUACUAGUGAGGAUGUGGAGGAGAACAGGCUUGACUGUGAGGUGUUGAGUGAGUUCAGGGAAGGCAUGGCAGACAACUAUCGGGUCAUGUACAUAGAAGAGCUGGUGAUGGAUGGUUCAGGGACAAUGGCAGUGAUCCGUUCCAUGGAAAAUAACUAUGAACUAGUAAUAGCAGGAAGAAAUCAAGAUAAAAAGUCACUGGUCCUGUCAGGGUUCAUGGAUGAGAAUGAGCAGAGUGAGUUGGGAGCAAUCGGGGAGGUGUUAGCCACCGCAGAUUUCAUGGGCAAAAGCAGAAUUCUGGUGGUGCAACAACACAGCAAAGUGGUGAAUGACGACAAUGAGAAUCAUAGAGAAAAAUUUAGGGAGCAAAGCAUGACAAUCGAUGAUGUUGAGGAUCUGCAAAUUCAAAGAAGAUGAGAUAUGCAUUACGCACAAUUAUAUUUUAAAGUAG